AUGGCAACCUACCCCCGGCCAGACUUCCAACGAACUCCCCUAAACUGGAGCAGCCUCGACGGCCCUUGGAGCUUCACAUUUGACGACGCAGACAGCGGCAAAACCGAAAAAUGGCACAAAAGCAGCCUAAACAACACCAGCUCCAAACGCGAGAUCCAAGUGCCUUACGCCUUCCAAACCCCAGCCUCGGGCAUAAACCUCUACGAAGCCCACGAGGUAAUGUGGUACGAGCGGACGAUCACUGAUAUCCGCAGCGCAGAUGAAAAGGCGAAGGGACACAGACUCCUCGUCCGCUUCGGUGCGGUCGAUUAUGAAUGUCAGGUAUGGGUAGAUGGGCAUUUCGUCGGUGGACAUCGGGGCGGGCAUGUUCCCUUCGAUGUGGAUGUUUCCGAUGCAUUCGGUGACGGCGAUGAAGUUGGAAAGGAAGCUCGUCUCACGCUCCGAGUGAGAGACUCGCCGUAUGACCUAACCCAGCCACGAGGCAAACAGUUCUGGGGUCCUGUUCCCGAGAGUAUCUUCUACACGCCAUCGGGUGGGAUUUGGCUUUCUGUUUGGCUGGAGAGUGUCCCUGCUAUGCGAUUAGCGUGUGGGAGUGGUGGGACGGUAUUACGGGCCGACGAUGUCGAUGGUGGGGUGUUGCACGCCCGGGUUGGCGUUCUCGGACGACGAGUUGGCUCUAAAUUCGCAGCCAAGGUCGAGGUCGAGGCGAGACUUGGCGGAGUGUUUGUUAGCAAGGGUGAGGCCGAGCUGCCUCGGGAUCAGGAUAUCGCCACGCUGGAUCUGAGUAUGAAGGUGCCUAAUGCUGCCGAGUUGCAGAGUCGGGAACCGUUCAAUGAGGUUGGUGUCUGGCAUGAGGGUGUGGCGCUCUGGGCUCCGGAACAUCCUAUCCUCUAUGAUAUUACACUCCGACUCUACAAUAGCACAGGUAAUCUGGUCGAUACAGUCGAAACGACCACGGGCAUGCGAAGUCUGUCCUGGCAAACGGGUGACGGCACAUUCCGAUUGAAUGGCAAGCCCUACUUCCAAAUGCUUUUCCUGGAUCAAGGCUACUGGCCCGAGACAGGACUGACGCCUCCAUCAUCCGAAGCGUUGAAGACGGACAUUGAACUAGCCAAGAAAAUCGGAUUUAAUGGCUGUCGCAAGCACCAGAAAGUCGAGGAUCCCCGAUUCUACUACUGGGCCGAUCGACUUGGCUUCGUCGUCUGGGGUGAGAUGGCGAAUGCGUAUGAGUUCGGAGGUGAAUAUGUCGAGCGGUUCACGAGCGAGUGGAUUGAAGCUGUUAAGCGUGAUAUCAAUCACCCAUCUAUCGUUACCUGGACACCGGUCAAUGAGUCCUGGGCUGUUUCGUCGCUGAAGGAUAAUAUCGAGCAGCGGAAUCAUGUUCGCGCACUGUAUUACCUGACGAAAAACCUCGAUCCAAGCCGUCCCAUAAACGACAACUGCGGCUGGGAACAUAUAAAAACAGACCUAACAACCUUCCACGACUACAGCGACUCCCCAGAACUGACAACUACAUGUGCCACCAUGGGCGGAAUCCUAGGCCCAAAAGGCGGACACGCAAUGUUCGCACCACCCAUCUACAGCGGUUACUCCGGCUCCGUCAUUCUAGACGAGGGCGCGAGACACAUACCCGGUGCGCCGGUCAUCUGUAGUGAGUUCGGAGGUGUGAAUAUCACCCCGCCGAAGGAUUCUGCGGAGGCUGGCGAGCGGGAUUGGGGGUAUACCACUGCAAGUGACCCUGCUGAUUUCUUGGUGAGAUUUGAGAAAUUGGUUAUGGGUGUUGUGAGGGGUGGGCACGUUUGUGGGUUGGUUUGGACGCAGUUGUGUGAUAUCGAGCAGGAGGUUAAUGGGUUAUACACUUAUGACCGCAAAGACAAGGUACCCGCGGAGAAGGUGAAGGCUAUUAUGGAUGCGGCGAAGGAUCAUUAUUAUGGACAUGUUACUAGUCAUCAUUCGAGGGGUUUGAGGAAGUUGUUGGAUCAGUAUAAGCAUGUUGUGCACCGGAAGUAG
Penicillium arizonense is the source of this 2010-nucleotide messenger RNA. Its product is annotated as glycoside hydrolase family 2 protein. Gene Ontology annotation, molecular function: hydrolase activity, hydrolyzing O-glycosyl compounds. The record is from RefSeq and is a predicted model, not a curated record. Lineage: Eukaryota; Fungi; Ascomycota; Eurotiomycetes; Eurotiales; Aspergillaceae. The coding region runs from base 1 to 2010 and encodes 669 amino acids. Gene Ontology annotation, biological process: carbohydrate metabolic process. The transcript is spliced from 3 exons.